GGCUGUGGGGCGGCUGCGGGGCCCCUCGCACCGGCCCGGGGACCGCGGGGUCCCGGGCCGCAGCGGGCGGUCUCGGCCAGGCCGCGGGGAAGCGGUUUCCACCCGGACGCUUUUGUACCGCGGGACGGCGCCAUGGCGGCUGCCGCGGCCUGAGGGGAGCGAUCGCGGCGCCGGCCGGGCGCGCGGGCCCGCCAUGUUCUCCAGGGCGUUCCGGGUGAGAUCCAACACCGCCAUCAAGGGGUCCGAUCGGAGAAAACUGCGAACUGAUGUUGCAGCAGCUUUUCCUAACCUUAGUGCUGAACAAUUGACUGAGUUUAUUCCAAACAAGGAAGAGCUUAACGUCAUCAAAAUAUACUGUCACAAAGGGGAGGCCGUCACUGUUUACAUGAAUAACAGGAACCCAGUACUGUUUGAAAUUGAGAAAGCUCUGUAUCCAACAGUGUACACUCUGUGGGUCUACCCAGAUCUUCUCCCUGCUUUUUCAACAUGGCCCCCAGUGCUACAGAAACUAGCAGGAGGAGCAGAUCUGAUGCUGCCAGGAGUUGUAGUGCCAUCUUCUGGCCUCCCUCAAGUGGAGCGGGGCACGCUCUGUGCUGUCACCCUCUUGGGAAACAGAGCUCCAGUAGCAGUUGCAGUUGCCACUAUGUCCACUGCGGAGAUGCUGGCUGCUGGAAUGAAAGGGAAGGGCUUUGCUGUGUUGCAUACUUACACGGAUCACCUCUGGGAAUAUGGUGACAAAUCUUGUCCUCCUACCUUAGCUCCCUUGGUAACAGAUUCUGCUGAAAAGGAGAGUGCUGGAGAUGAGGAAGAGAUGGAGGGGAGAGAGCCUGUCAUCAGCUUCUCCACUGACCCGUUGCAGCAUGUGGACGUUGGUGAUUUGAGCCUGAAGGAGCGAGAUGGUUGUGCAGUACUGAUGGGAAAGGAGGAACCCCAUGAGAACAGGGCUGCAGAAACAGCUGGGGAUGCCAGCACAGAGGGUCGGCAGGAACCUGAAGACAAUAGGACUCCACAAGAGCAAAUGGACACAUUAUUUAAUCAGUGCUUUUUUCAUGCCUUAAAAUGCAAAGUAAAGAAGUCAGAUCUCCCUCUGCUCACCAGCACAUUUCUACGCAGCCAUAUGUUCUCAUGCUGCCCUGCUGGACAACAACUGGACAUAAAGAAAUCAAGCUAUAAGAAGUUCUCUAAAUUCCUGCAAUGUAUGCAGCAGCAGAAGAUCUUACAAGUGAAGGAGCUAAACAAAGGUGUGGAGAGCAUCGUGGAAGUGGACUGGAGACAUCCAGACAUUAAAGCAUUUGCAGUACCUGAAGGAUUUUCUUCAGCCUCUACUGCCCAAGACAGCAAGAGUGAAGACAGAGAACAAGUGUACCAUGCUCCUGAAAUUAUUCCACUUUAUGGGGUCUCAACAAAAAUGAUCCCGCUCUUUCAGGAAUCUGGACACAGAAAAGGCAGCAUCCUCUCGAGCAGCGAGGUGAGAAACAUCAUCAUUAACUAUGUGAAGACUAAUGAGUUGGUUGAUGAAACUAACAAAAACUUUGUAAAGGUGAAUGCCAUUCUGUGUGACUGUCUGUUAGACAAAUCGGAACAAGAUGAAAUCUCAAACCUUAAAUGGGAUGACCUUUUCAGCAGGUGCCUUGAACGACUGCAGCCCUUACACCAGGUGACAUUUUUUGGACAAGAACCCAUCGUGAGGAAAGGAAACAUUGAGCCCAUCGACAUAACUAUAGCACAGAGAUCAUCAAAUAAGAAGGUGACAAUUAUCAAGAACCUCGAGCUGUAUGGUCUAGACCCACAGUGUGUGGCCAACAUUCUGCAACAAAAAGUACAAGCCAGUGCCACCAUCACACCAGUACCAGGAACAAAAGACAGAGUUCAGGUCCAGAUCCAAGGCAACCAAAUCCAUCAUCUGGCCAAGAUGCUGCUAGAAGAAUACCAGCUACCUCGGAAAUAUAUUCAAGGCCUUGAGAAGGCUCCAAAGCUUGGCCGCAAGAAGUAGGAGAAAAAUCUACUGUAGGAAUUACUCAGAUCUCAUUAUUUAUAGAAACGUUCUGCCAGCAAAUCAAGGAUAAUGUACAGGCCAUAUUCACUCAAGAAAUGAGUCCUGGAUGUUUACAAGGUCUGGGAUUCACCCAAAUAAUAAUAUUGCUCCAGUUGUUCAUUUUUCAUAAAAAUAAAAAGCUGAAUAAAACCCUUGGCAUUA
Messenger RNA from Falco peregrinus (peregrine falcon), 2197 nucleotides. RefSeq names its product eukaryotic translation initiation factor 2D (gene EIF2D). Gene Ontology annotation, molecular function: translation initiation factor activity. The transcript is spliced from 15 exons. The coding region runs from base 194 to 1993 and encodes 599 amino acids. NCBI's taxonomy places the organism in Eukaryota, Metazoa, Chordata, Aves, Falconiformes, Falconidae. The record is from RefSeq and is a predicted model, not a curated record. Gene Ontology annotation, biological process: formation of translation preinitiation complex; translational initiation.